UUACGUCAUCAUCAUGAGAGAGACCUUUAUUUAACAACAUGACAUGACAAAGACGCUUAUCUAUCAAGUCUGGAUACGGCCUUAAGAAAUAUUAAACGUAUCAAAAUAAGAACAAGAACAACGUUAGAGAGUGGGAGGAGGGCUUGACACAUAAGGUUAAGAAAAUAAAGUGGGUAAAAAUGAAAAAAAGCAAGAGAAAAAAACUACAAUGCGUAUUGACACGCCCAUCACAUCUCAUCUUGGUAGAGUCAUUGCGCGUGCGCAAAGGUUCGCUUCCGCUUCUGAUUGUAAUCCGAAGACUCUACACGGCCACUGUUCUUUUUGUCGUGGUUCUGUUUUAUUUUUAUUUUUUUCUAUUUAAAAAUGCCUUUAAUGUGGUUAAAAAAAACGGUCUUAGCAGAGGGGCUUUUUAAAAGGCCACAUUUUGCUGUUGUUCCGUGAGAACGAAAACAUGGGGAAAAGAUACUACUGCGACUACUGUGAGCGCUCCUUCCAGGACAACAUGCACAACAGGAAAAAACAUCUGUUCGGUGUGCAGCACCAGAGAGCUAAAAAGGCCUGGUUCGAUCAUUUUAGAGGCUAUGCAGAUAUUUUAAAAGACGAGCAAGCAAAGAAACCCUGCAGGAAGUUCCUCCAAAGAGGCAUUUGUGAUUUUGGCCCCAGCUGCAGGUUUUCUCACAUGUCCGAAGCAGAGAUGUUCCAUUUGCAAAGAAGGGUGCAAGAUGAAAGACAUCGCUCGGACGGCUCCGAGGACCCCGGCCGCCCCGCGCCCAACGUGGACGUCUGGUUGGCCGUGCGGGAAAAGCGGAGAAGCGGCGGGGCCGGCAAAGGUGCGGGAGACGCCCGGGAGGAGGAACGGAUGCCGAGCGACGUCCCGCCGCAGAUUUUCUCCAUUCCGGACCUGCCGCCCUCGCUGGUGCCGCCGCCCCCGGGCGGCUGGAAAGUCAACGGCGACGCGGAAUGGGGGUGACGCGCGGACGCACACCCCGAAAGGUUCAUACUGUACUAUAGAUGGGGACAAAGGACUACUCUCGUCUAAAUGAAGCUCCUCAACUCACAUCGACGUUUCCUUGGCACCAAGAUAAUGGAGCUGGAAUGUUACUACUGUAGUUUUUUUAUUGUUGGAUUUCAAAUAAAAAAAUGACCCCACUGGAAAAAAAAAGGUUGUGGGCGUGGCCUCUAAAGCCCAUCUUGCAAUUGUUAUUUUUAAGCAUUCUAUUGGGGAGAAAAUCAUCUUUAUUUGGACAUUUUGGGUUUUUUUUCCCACUGUGAUGUUAAAAAAAGUGAGCAUUGAAAGGAUUAACUCAUGUGUUUUGUUUUUUUUCUCCCCCUCGGAAGUGGUGCGCUGCGACUUGAAUUAAAAAUAAACAUCAGCAGCUA
Molecule: messenger RNA, 1380 nt
Organism: Phyllopteryx taeniolatus (common seadragon)
Lineage: Eukaryota; Metazoa; Chordata; Actinopteri; Syngnathiformes; Syngnathidae
Gene: zmat5
Product: zinc finger, matrin-type 5
Exons: 6
Coding region: 452-970 (172 amino acids)
Cellular component (GO): U12-type spliceosomal complex
Molecular function (GO): zinc ion binding
Source: RefSeq, a predicted model, not a curated record